CCUGGAUCCACAUGUGAAGCGAUAAACUGACAUGUGAGUGCUUCCUGUUCCGGGUGGGCGGAGCCUAUACCGUCUCGUGUUGUCAUCACAGAUAGGUGCUGGAUGGGUAUCGCUAUGGUCCGUGUGUUGCUCCAGUCUGGAGGCUGAGACUGAAAGUGGGAGAUGGUGACUCUCACAGCCCGUGUUUAUUAUUUUAUUUUUUAUUUUUUUUAACCGUGUGUAAGGAUAUUUAUCCUGACCAGCCGCGAGGACGGGACGCCGCUCACCUUUUAAGCUGUUCGUCCACGUCGGUGUCAUGCUGUAAGAGAAGUCGGCGCUCUCCAGACCCUCGUCCUUGACACACAAAGGGCGCUCGGCCCGAUGUGACGCCACCUGCCCUCUAUGAGUUAUGAUGACGGCUGCUUCUGUAACUCGAGAAAAGGGAUCCCUCUCCACUUGCCAGUUAGCAGGCCGCACGAUGCGAUGAGGACUCUUCCUGAAGGUCCGCUCCUCGAAGAGUCCGCCGGCAGGAUAUGAGUAUUUUGAGCCCUGUGGCCGAUAACAAAUCAACCCUUGUGGGACUGGUGGGAGGUCCAGAAGAGUACUCCAGAGCCAUGCAGUCGGAGGAGCUGUUCAGCAGGAAACUCAAGGCCUUGAAUGGAAGUAUGGGACCGCCGGCCUCAAGUAUGCAGGUGAAAUCUGACGGCGCUGGCAAAACAAAUGGUACUCCAGCCAUGCCUAAAAUGGGCGUCAGGGCCAGAGUGACAGAGUGGCCGCCGAGGAAAGACGCAUGGGAUGGACGGCCUUCGCCGAACUACCAGAGCAUGAUCCCGGUUUUUCAGAACGGACAGCAGGAACACACUGUGGAACUACUCGAGCAAGGCGAAGAGGUCUGCGUGGAGGUGGACUACUCUGACAAAUACACGCUGAGCGACCUGCUCGGCCAGUCCCCUCUGAAAGGCCUCCACCCCAUCCGCCAGCGCAGCAACAGCGACGUCACCAUCAGCGACAUCGACUCGGAGGACGUAAUGGACCAGAACGCCGUCAACCCAAACACGGGGGCRUCUCUGCACCGAGAGUACGGCAGCACGUCCUCCAUCGACCGCCAGGGCCUUACCGGAGACGGCUUCUUCACCAUGCUGAGGGGCUACCGAGUGGAGAGCUUGGACCAUCGUAGCAUUCCGCCCCUGGGCUUUCCGGAGCUGCUGCGCUGCGACGCCGCCUUGUCUCCGAGCUUGCAGACGGCAGCGCAAAUCGCCAGGGGUGAGAUCGUCCACAUUCCAGGUUACGACUACAUGGACAGUUCUGUCUUUUACAGCCGGGAGCAGGAGAAGUCGUUCAUGAGGCGUCUGAAGUCGGAGUCAACGGAAACGUCUCUGUUCAGGAAACUGAGGACCAUUAAGAGCGAGAGCGACGCUCUGCGGCUCUCCAUGGAGGACGACCGGCGGCCGCUCAGCUUUCAGAAGUGUUUUGCGCACUACGACGUCCAGAGUGUGCUCUUUAACAUCAGCGAAGCGGUGGCCAGCAGGGCUAACCUGAGCCAGAGGAAAAACACCACCACCGGAGCUUCAGCCGCCUCGGCUGGAAUCGGGGCCGGCGGAGUGCUGGGAGGCGGGACGGGGCUCGGACCUGGAGCGGAGGCAAACACUCCCCUGUUCGAGUCUCCACUCGGAAGCAGGGAGGACCUGAACCCCAAGGAGAACCUGGAUGCAGAUGAGGGGGACGGGAAGAGCAACAACAUGGUGCUGAGCUGCUCGUACUUUCGCAACGAGAUUGGCGGCGAGGGCGAGAGGAAGAUCUCCCUCUCCAGAGCCAACAGUGCCAACUACAGCGGCGUUUCAGAGAGCUGCUCGUUUGAGUCCUCUCUAAGUUCCCAUUGCACCAACGCAGGAGUUUCUGUCCUGGAGGUGCCUCGAGAAAGCCAGCCCAUCCACCGGGAGAAGGUCAAACGCUACAUCAUCGAGCACAUCGAUCUCGGAGCGUACUACUACCACAAAUUCUUCUACGGGAAAGAGCACCAAAACUAUUUCGGUUUCGACGACAAUCUGGGUCCUGUGGCCGUGAGCAUCCGCAGGGAGAAACUGGACGAGGGGAAGGAGAAAGAGGGGAUGCAGUACAACUACCGGAUCACCUUCAGAACCAGCCAGUUGACCACCCUUCGAGGAGCCAUCCUGGAGGACGCCAUUCCGUCCACGGCGAGACACGGGACGGCCCGUGGGCUGCCGCUGAAGGAGGUGCUGGAAUACGUCAUCCCUGAGCUGAACAUCCAGUGUCUGAGGCUGGCCAUCAACUCCCCCAAAGUCCCAGAGCAGCUCCUGAAACUGGACGAGCAGGGGCUGAGCUUCCAGCACAAGGUGGGGGUGCUUUACUGUAAGACGGGCCAGAGCACGGAGGAGGAAAUGUACAACAAUGAAAGUGGCGGUCCGGCGCUGGAGGAGUUCUUGGAUCUGCUCGGUCAGAGGGUGCGGCUCAAAGGCUUCACCAAAUACAGAGCUCAGCUGGAUAACAAAACCGACUCUACAGGAACUCACUCUCUGUACACCACCUACAAGGACUACGAGCUGAUGUUCCACGUGUCCACCAUGCUGCCCUACACGCCCAACAACCGACAGCAGUUAUUAAGAAAGAGGCACAUCGGCAACGACAUCGUCACCAUCGUGUUCCAGGAGCCGGGGGCGCUUCCUUUCACCCCCAAAAACAUUCGCUCUCAUUUCCAACACGUGUUUGUCAUCGUCAAAGUCCACAACCCCUGCACUGAGAACGUCUGCUACAGCGUGGCUGUUUCCAGAUCCAAGGACGUCCCUCCGUUUGGACCUCCCAUUCCCAAGUCUGUAACCUUCCCAAAGUCUGCAGUUUUCAGGGACUUCCUGCUCGCCAAGGUCAUCAACGGCGAGAACGCCGCCCACAAAUCGGAGAAGUUCCGGGCCAUGGCGACCCGCACGCGGCAGGAGUACCUGAAGGACCUGGCGGAGAACUUCGUGAGCACAGCCACCGUCGACUCGACCGUCAAAUUCAGCUUCAUCACGCUCGGCGCCAAGAAGAAGGAGAAGGUCAAGCCCCGGAAGGACGCGCACCUGUUAAGUGUCGGCGCCAUCACCUGGAGCGUGUGCGCCCGGGACUUCGGCCAGUCCAUGGACGUGGACAGCCUGCUCGGCAUAUCCAACGAGUUCAUCGUGCUCAUCGAGGAGGAGUCCAAAAACGUGACGUUCAACUGCUCGUGCCGCGACGUCAUCGGCUGGACCUCAGGGAUUAUGAGCAUCAAGAUCUUCUACGAGCGAGGCGAGUGCAUCAUGCUGUCCGCCCACGACAACUGCGGAGAAGACAUCCGAGAGAUGGUGCAAAGACUCGAGAUCGCCACCAGAGGCUGCGAGACGACCGAGAUGACCCUGCGCCGGAACAGCCUCGGGCAGCUCGGCUUCCACGUCAACUUCGAGGGCAUCGUGGCCGACGUGGAGCCCUUCGGCUUCGCCUGGAAGGCGGGGCUGAGGCAGGGCAGCCGGCUGGUGGAGAUCUGCAAGGUGGCCGUYGCCACGCUCACCCACGAGCAGAUGAUCGACCUGCUGCGGACCUCCGUCACCGUGAAGGUGGUCAUCAUCCAGCCUCACGAAGACGGCACUCCUCGAAGAGGCUGCUCCGAGCUUUACCGGAUACCAAUGGUGGAGUACAAGGUGGACAGCGAGGGUACGCCCUGCGAGUACAAGACCCCCUUCAGGAGAAACACGACCUGGCAUCGGGUGCCCACAGCCGCCGGUGCGCCUCUGUCCCGCGGCUCGCCCACUCAGGGUCCGGACCGGCUGCAGUGCCAGCAGAUCCUCCAGCAGCACCAGGCGGCCAUCCCUCGAAGCACCUCCUUCGACAGGAAGCUGCCAGACGGCUCCAGGAUGAUGCAGGACAUGGAGAACCCUCAGGUCACCAUAUGUAACAAGGGGGACCAGCACUACCGCAGUUCCCCGUCUAACCAGUCGUCCUCCAGUGAUCCAGGACCGUGUGGMAGCAGCAGCUGGUCCCAGCAGCCUGGAUACGAUGGGUGUCCGUCUCCGAUCCUGCAUGAGAGGACGGGGGACAUCCAGGGAGGGGACGGAGACAUCCACAGGGAGAGAGAGCCCACUCUGGAAAGAACGAGAUCUGCAGAGGCGAAGUGGCACAUCCCCUCCACCAAGAUCCUGAACCCCCUGAAACAAAGAGACGGAGGCAAAGACUCGCCCAACAAGCUGUCCAGGACGGGGGAUAAAAACUCCAGCCACUCGAGCAGCAACACUCUGUCCAGCAACGCCUCCAGCAACAGYGACGACAAGCACUUCGGCUCCGGGGACCUGAUGGACCCGGAGCUGCUGGGCCUCACCUACAUCAAGGGGGCCUCCACGGACAGCGGCAUCGACACCAAUCCCUGCGCGCCCCCCGGAGCGCGGGUGCUGCUGCAGGGCAGGGCGGGGGAGCAGGGACACGCCUGGGUCUCGGAGCACCACGAGGACGGGCUGACGGAGGACGACCACGGGAAGCUGUACCUGCAGCAGAGCUUCCCUUCGGCCAUUUUGUCCGGUCACGUGACCGAGGGCAGCAUCGGAGACCUGAGCGAGAUCUCCUCACACUCCAGUGGCUCGCACCACUCUGGCAGUCCCCUGGCCCGCGGUGCCAGGUACUGUGUGUCCGCCGACGCCUCCAAGGUGUACACCAUCCCCCAGGCCAGCGGCUCGGGGCCGGAGCUGGGGCCCGGGCCCAGCUCGGGGGCCUGCGGACAGACACAAACACAGUCCGGUUGCAUGUUCGCCGCGGGCGUGAAGACGACCGAUGGUGGCGACGGCUCUGAUGGACCCCCCAACAUUUCAGAGUGUGGAGGAGCCGAGAGCUUGUUAGCCUUUCUUCUCAAUAUGCUGUCUGAGCGUUCCAGGCAGCUGUAUGCCCAAGAGGCUGCCUGCCGGCUCCAGGUUGCUGACCGAGAUGGAAAGUCACUGCAGCGACUUUCAAAAGAAGAAUUUCGUAAGAUGAUGCUGCCCGACAGCCCACCGAGAGAAGACAGGAAUCGGAAGGUGUUGGCGGCGGGCGGUUUGUCUCCGAGACGCUCGCUGUACCGAACGCUGUCGGACGAGAGCGUGUGCAGCAACCGUAAGGCCUCAUCACACGCCAGCUCCCACAGCUCCAUGCUGGACCAGGCCGUGCCCAACGACAUCCUGUUCAGCACCACCCCGCCGUACCACAGCACGCUGCCCCCCCGCAUGGUCCACAACCAGGGAGGGUCCAACCUACGGAGUGAGUUUUGGUUCUCUGACGGCUCCUUGGCGGACAGGUCCAAGUUCAGCGACCCAGGCCUCAUGCCCCUCCCAGACCCUGCCUCAGGCCUGGACUGGACCCACCUGGUUGAUGCAGCUCGAGCCUUUGAAGACCAGCGCGUGGCGUCUUUCUGCACCAUGACGGACAUGCAGCGGGUCGAGGCGCUGCACAUCUCCAGAGAGCUGACCAGACGGGUGGCCGAGGCCGAGGGGGCGGCGCUGGAAGCAGACAGCGGUUCUCCGUCCACUCUGACCGGUAAAGUCAACCAGCUGGAGGUGAUCCUCAGGCAGCUGCAGCACGACCUCAGAAAGGAGAAGGAGGACAAGGCCAUGCUGCAGGAGGAGGUGCAGCACCUGAGGCAGGACAACAUGCGGCUGCAGGAGGAGAGCCAGACGGCCGCGGCUCAGCUCAGGAAGUUCACCGAGUGGUUCUUUCACACCAUCGACAAGAAACCCUGAGACCCGGGACGCUGCCGUUAAACMCCCCCCCCCCUCCCCCCACGACAAGUAAAACAAUCUUAAAAUGAAACUUUUACCAAGAGUAUUACAGACUCUGCACUGUGUGAGAGACCCGGACCGUCCUCCUCUCAAGCUGAAGGCUGGUCUUUUCCCGUCUCGUUGGACAGAAAUUGAGAGAGACGUCCCUCUCAGGGGGCCUCCCCUCCCCCCCGAGCCCCUCUGGAUCUUCUUACAGUAGUGGAAUGUAAAGCUCAUUCACUGUAGUCAACAUUUAACCUACCUACCCAUAAACCCGUGGGUCUGCUGUACCGUCUGCUGAGCUGUACGUCACUGCGCACACCGUCACCCAGCUGUUCACAGGGAGGGGGGCGGAGGAGGAAUGUACUCCACUAAAUGAAGUGACACUUACUGUCUGAUUGCACCGAGGGGACGCCACAUGUGGUGGGCUCGAGGCGGAGGGGGGAGGGAGGGGAUGAAUGUAGCUCAACUGAGAUCCUUCUUUUCCCUCUCUGAGGUUCUAGUUCCCAAAGUUAGAAACUCGUUUGAUGUUUUUUAAGGUUUUUUUUGUUUGUUUGUUUUUUGAAGCCGGGGCUCACGCUGCUCCACUUUUUUGCCGCAGAAAUCUGAUCGUUUUCAGUCCAAAAUGUGAGGAAAAUACGGAUUGUUGCUUUUCGUUUUUGUUUACAUUUUACACAAUGUUUUGUUACAAUGACUUUAUUCAGGUUUGAGAUUAUACAGGGUGAGUCAAAAGUAUCUGGACACCCUUUUUAUUCGAGAAACGGGAAGGAAAUUGAAAUAUCUGAACAAGUAAUGGGUGAGGGGGUCUUUCUUUUAGGCUAUGCCCGGAUAAUGGCCGCCAUCUUAAAA
Messenger RNA from Austrofundulus limnaeus, 6572 nucleotides. RefSeq names its product signal-induced proliferation-associated 1-like protein 2 (gene sipa1l2a). Gene Ontology annotation, cellular component: cytoplasm. Gene Ontology annotation, molecular function: GTPase activator activity; protein binding. Bases 513 to 5705 code for a protein of 1730 amino acids. The record is from RefSeq and is a predicted model, not a curated record. The transcript has 22 exons. Lineage: Eukaryota; Metazoa; Chordata; Actinopteri; Cyprinodontiformes; Rivulidae. Gene Ontology annotation, biological process: regulation of small GTPase mediated signal transduction.